Molecule: messenger RNA, 1368 nt
Organism: Papaver somniferum (opium poppy)
Lineage: Eukaryota; Viridiplantae; Streptophyta; Magnoliopsida; Ranunculales; Papaveraceae
Exons: 4
Coding region: 1-1368 (455 amino acids)
Molecular function (GO): RNA-DNA hybrid ribonuclease activity; nucleic acid binding
Source: RefSeq, a predicted model, not a curated record
AUGAAUAGUUUGCAUAAUAUUCUUGCGUUUCUUGGGAAAUAUCAAUUGGCUUCGGGUCAAAAUGUUUGUCGUCAUAAGAGCAAGAUUUACUAUCGUGGUGCUUUGAGUCGAUGUAGAACAAUCACUAAUUUGCUUGGUAUGGAAGUCUCCACUUUUCCGAACAGGUAUCUUGGUGUUCAAAUAAUGCCUGGUGCUGUUAAUUAUCGUCACAUUAGCAAUUUGAUUGAUAAGAUUAAGAAUCAACUUGUUGUUUGGAAAGGUAAAAUGCUCUCUUUUCAAGAUAGAAUUGUUCUCAUCAAUUCGGUGAUUGAUAGUUAUUCCAUUCACAAUAUGGCUGUUUAUAAAUGGCCUAUAAAGUUCAUCCGUCAGGUUGAACGUGUGAUUCGUAUCACUAGUUUGGCUGUCACAAACAGGGCGCUUCUCAUGAAAUUAUGGUGGAAUAUCCGUUCUUCUAAUAAGAAAUGGGCACGUUUCCUUUGGUCUAAAUACACUUCUCGGCUUGGUAGACUGAAACAUUAUGGUGUGAAAUCUUCGAUUCUUCCGGGCAUUCGUUUAAUUCACUCCACGGUGGACAAAAAUACCAAGGUGCUUCUUGGAGAUGGAAGAAAUACCUCUCUUUAUUUUGACAUAUGGUAUGGUAAUGAAAGUAUUGCUGACAUGCUAGGUGAAACUGAACGGGACGUUGCAGGGGAUCAUGUGCAGCAUUUGGUGCAACAUUUGGUGCAAGCUGGGGUUGAUUUGAACAAUUUUCCAACGCUGCAAGGAUGGACCGAUUGCAGGGUCUGGAUGCCGGAGAUGAAUGGGAAAUUUUCUGUCUCAUCAGCCAAACAAAUCAUUAAAAACAGUUUGUUUAAACUACAUCCUAACUAUGAUUUUGUGCUAUCUUACAAGGCAGCUAAAGGGCACAGUCGCAUAAUCAAGGAUUUAUGGUUAUUGGCCAACAUGGUGAUUCGUUCUGAGCUUUGGCAGACUCGAAAUAUGGCAUGUUUUCAUAAUGCAGCAGUUAACUUUCAUUUCUUCAAACAACGGACUUUCCAUUUGAUCCAUGAUUACUCUGUUAGGCUGAAGAGUUUCAUGCACAAUACGUCGUCAGACCUAGAGAUUUUAACUUGUUUUGGAGUGCGGCAUAGGCAGGUUAAACUUGUGCAGCCUAUUAAAUGUAACUGGAGUCCUCCAAACAGGGAUGAGCUCUUAUUGUGCUGCGAUGGUGCUGCCAAAGGAAACCCUGGCAGAGCGGGAGCUGGUGUUGUUGUUCGGGAUGCGGACUGCAAUUUUAUGGGGGCUAUGAGCAUUGGUUUGGGGAGAACGAACAACUUCUUGGCGGAGCUGUAUGGUAUUAUCGUGGGUCUAGAAUGGGCUGUGAAGUGA